Messenger RNA from Triticum urartu, 714 nucleotides. Lineage: Eukaryota; Viridiplantae; Streptophyta; Magnoliopsida; Poales; Poaceae. The record is from RefSeq and is a predicted model, not a curated record.
AUGCACUGCCCCGAGCCCUCCCUUCGUUGUUCAUUCUACUAUAAAUCCAUGGCCUACUCAACACAGACUUCAUCUCAUCUGCAAGCAACAUCACAGUCUACAACACACCUUCAGACUUUCAGAGCCAAAGUGAAAUUUAGCCAGCCAGGAACACAUCAGACUAAAACCAUGAUCCAUCCAAAGAAGCUUGCUCAGCUGGCCAAGAAGUGCCAGCGGAUGUUGGCGGCCAGAACCAGUGCCCGCCGUCGGCAUGCCUCAGACACAGCCGCUGACGAGUGCUGCGGCACAGUAUCAUCUGUGGUUGCUGAUGAGGGCCACUGUGUGGUGUACACUGCCGACGGAACCCGGUUCGAGGUCCCUCUGGCGUACCUCAGGACGACGGUCUUCUCUGAGCUCCUGAGGAUGUCCGAGGAGGAGUUUGGCUUCGCGAAUGGCAGGAGCUCUCUGAAGAUCAUUGUGCCGAGGUAUGCCAAUGGCACCUCGAACCGCCUCUUGUCAGUUGUGUACAUGACACAGUGGUCCUUGCCUGCCACUGCCAUUGACCACCCCUCGGCUUCUUUUUUCGCCGUCAUGGUGGAAACCGGAGACUCAACUUGAGUUGCAAUGCUUUGUUUGUGGUGAAGCGAUGCUGUUUGGAGGUCACUGAACCAAGAUUUUGUAGCUAGAGCCGGAAGGGGAGUAGGACACUGUCAAGUGUCAUUGAUAUUUGGCAAG